UGAAUAAGUUGUUUCUGUGUAACAUGUUAGAACAAUUACUUGAAAUUAUUGUCAGAGCUGCUGUUAUAGAAAAUUAAUCCACACCUUCUGACCAAUCAGAUUUGAGAAUUUAACAGCGCUGUGGUAUUAUGAUAAAUAUUGAACCUCCGCAGUGUGUACGUUUAUGGAUAUUCUUCAUUUAUUUAUUUAUUUAUUUAUUUAUUUUCCCGUGAGAGACAUUGUGUCAUUAAAUCUUCUUUAUUUUGCAGAAUGACUGGAUACAGUGAAGAGUGUCUGUUCUUCAUCCCUGCACCGGACCUGAAGAAACUCUACAGUGUUUUUCUGUCAUUUCUCAGUUUUUCAUCUCAAGCAGAUGAAGGAGAGCUGAGAAACAGCCAGGUGAAGACAUGCAGAGAGCUUUUGCAUUUGCAUCCAGAUCUUAUUGCGUCCCCUGUGUUGGGCUCUUACGGUGGGAUCAGAGUUGUACUCACUAUAACGUUUUUCAGGAGAGGCAUCAUCCAGGCUUAUGCACAGAGCCACAAUUUGCAGAUCAGUUCUCCUCAGAGGGUUCUGCCUAGCAUGCUGCAGACGUGUCUGUCUUACUCCUUCACUGCUCGACUGGCACCGAACUGGAACAGAGCAGGACAAUAUUUAAUCCCAGGAAAGGACUUCCUGUCUGAUUCUAGCAAACGCAUUGCUGUUGUCAUGGAGCUGAAUGUGAAUGAGACCGAACUGUGUGUCAGCGUGGAGGCCAGUACUAUAAGACUUCCUCCUGUAACACUGAGAGACUUCGAUGUUCCAGCUCCUGUGAUGGAAAGAUUUCUGAAUAACCGAGAGACAGUUCUCCACACCAAAGCACCAAAUAACUGGUGCUACGUUCUCCCAAGCAUGAAGAAGGGCCAGGUCGUCAGCAUCGGGCGCACGCUGCCAGCAGAGUGUCCUUUCCAGACUUACGCUGAUCUUCAGAAGCACUGGAACGGCAUGUAUGGCUACUGUCUGCCUCCACAGAACGAGGAUGAGGCGCUGUACUGCAGUGUGAAUUUUAAACCGCUUGGCGAGAAGCUUUUCACAUAUCCAUUGUGCUGUAUUCGCAUUCUGCCAGUACAGUGUUUUCCCCGAGUGAACCUGCAGGGGGCGCUCAGAGCCUUUAUAUCCGAUGUCAGAAGCCUAAUGGAGAAUGUUUGUGGCUUUCCAGCCCAAAUGGCCAGCAAACCCUGCUACCAUACCACCAAUCUGAGCAGACCUAGUUUACAAGUAUAUGAGGACUCUGGGGCCUUACCUGCAAACCUGACCUUCAAGAGCUCUAGCAGACUCGUGCUGAGCCAGCUCCCUAAUGUUUUCCCUCCAGAGACGGUGCCUCUUUCACACUUAGCAUCUUCUCCAUGGCCCCUAAGUCAGCCUGUCGGUCUGAGCAACAUCAGACAUCCAGCUACAACCAAUGGACACGGGAAUCCUCAAAUACCUAACCCCAUUUUGCAGUCAUUUCAUUUCCAUCGCACUGAGCCAUGCCAGUUCCCGUCAUCCUUCACCUCAAUCCCAUCGUUCUCCUCUUCCUCGUCCGUCUCCGCUAACCAACCUUUGCUUAGCAACACUCAGCCUUCUACACAGAGACCCAAACUGGUGCCUAUCUUCACAAACAAGUCACUGAGCUGCCAUGUUAACGUCACAAAGAUCCUGGCUGAGAAAAAACAACAGAAACAAGAAGAAGCGCAGUGUGUGUCUAGAGCAGCAGUUCAAAUAUCCUCCUGUUCUCUUUUAUCCUCUGCAUCAUCACUUCCUAGAGUGUCUCUGCCAUUUUUUAAGGACCGUAAAAGAGACCACAAUGUCUGCACUACCGCACCAGUACAACCACUCUUUCAAACAAAACCCGCACCCAUGACUGAGAUCAAAAGAGGGGGCGAAGUAUUUGAGUCACACCCAAAGAAAGCCAAAGUCAACAUACAGGAAGUGGAUGUGGUGAAGUAUGCAAGAAGCAAUCAGCUGGGAAAGAUCAACGUAGCGACUCUGCAGGCCUGGCUGAAAGGUCAAGGCAUCACUGUGCGUUCAAAGGACAAGAAGGAGGACCUGAUCUCAAAGGUCAUGCAGUGCCUGAGUGAACCAUGAGGCAGGGAGUCGGCAUCCAGACAGCUCCUGCAGGUUUAGAGUUCCUCUCUCAGGUAAUCCACACCGGAGCAGAGGUCUAGCCUGUAGCUUUUCCCUUAUGGCACUCAACAUGAAGGAAGGAAUAACAUGAGCUGCCCAUGAGUUGUGUUGUGCUUUAGCUUCUUUUUUUUUUUCUUUUGCUCGGCCAAGUUCAGCACGAUGUUACGUUAGGCUCUGAGCAGAAACGACUCGAUCUUAUAGACUGAACGCUGGUCUAAGUUAAGAAUAUAUGAAUGUACAUUUCUCUCUACGAGGUUUGAACUUGUUCGUUUUGGUAACUUUGUGAUACAGUUGUACAAUUAAAUAUAAAACAAGGCCAUCAGUUGUUUUAUUUUUUCCAGCUUGAUAUUAUAACAUAUUGUGACGUGAAAAAUUUGAAUACAAAUAUGUUUCCUGUUCGGUGUUGCUUUCGUCAUUGGUUUCUUCGUUCUUGGUUUAGUGUUCAUCUUUAAAUAUCUUCAGUACUUUUAACGCAGUCUAAUUUAACUUUAUACUAUCACUAAGAUCCAGCAAGAAGUUUGAUAUCCAAAAGCACACAGAGAAUUUCAGAUGACCGAGGGUGCUGCGUGCUGGCACGCCUUCGAAGCGUUUACUGCAAGCAUGACGGAAAGCUUGGAUGGCUCGGCUCGUGUCGGCUCUAAUGAUACACGCAACUGAGGAGUGUGACUGAAAUGGAAAUUGGCGCAAGUCACUUUGAUGGCUAAUGAAGGAAGCUUUCAGAGAGUCCAAAGUCAGCCUUUUUAACACUUCUGACUAAACAAGGGCUAAUGACUGGUUCAAAUCUUUUUCAGAGACUAGAGUUCCUGUAUAGGCUACACUGGUUUCUCGUGCAAUUGUAGGGUUUACUUGUCCAAGCUUUUUGGGAUUUUGUACAGUAUAUCUAAGAUAGUUCAAAUUUGAACCAGACAUCCUUUUUCCUGUGUUUAGACUCAUGUCCUAUAGUCUAUCAUAAUACUUUAUGGCUGUGACAGCUUGUUCCUGACAGUAAAGUCAGGUUAUUUUUCAUUUUUGAGAACGUAUG
Ictalurus furcatus (blue catfish) is the source of this 3142-nucleotide messenger RNA. RefSeq lists its product as uncharacterized. The transcript is spliced from 13 exons. Lineage: Eukaryota; Metazoa; Chordata; Actinopteri; Siluriformes; Ictaluridae. Bases 250 to 2082 code for a protein of 610 amino acids. The record is from RefSeq and is a predicted model, not a curated record.